AUGUUAUUAUCAUUGUUAAGUAGGCGUACAUUGGAGGCUGAUUCCAGGGACUCUUAUGGAUUUGCUGUAAGACCUCAACACCUCCAAAGAUACAAAGAAUACGGUAACAUUUAUAAGGAAGAAGAGGAAGAAAGAUCAAAAAAGUGGUGGAAUUUUCUUGAGCAAUUUACAAAAUCGUCUUUAUCUUGUACACCUGUUGCGAAGAACUCUGAAGCACAAGAAGAAAAUGAUUUAAGUGGUACUGAUGAAGUUAUACGACAUAAACCCGAUGGAUAUGUUUCAGAUGGUCGUAAGCUUGCUGCAUCUGAUAGCGGCACAAAAUGGAGACAUGAGCAGGCUUUACAUUUAAGUAAAGAAUCAAAGCAUCGACCAAUCAGAAGUUGGGGUCCAGUUAGACCAGCUCUUGAACCUAUUGAGAAAAUGAUGAGUGUUCGUGCCAUGAAUUUGGCAUAUGAGCAUGUACGUCCAGUGCAAAAGUAUUUGCCAUCUAUUGAUGAAGAGAAUCUUGAAGUAAAUAUUUCUCUUAAUAACAUUGAGAACUGGUUUCCACAAAGUGAGCUUGCAUUAGUAGAAAGAGAUGAAGCUCAUGAAGUAUCAAAGGAUUUUGUUGACAGUAAAUUCAACGGAAUGACAGAGUCCUCUGAAAUCACUAGUCAAGAUGAGGACAAAGAAUUUACUGAUAUAAAUAAAAAUGAAGAAAUAAAUAUUGAUAGUUUGGCGAAUGCAGAGCCUUCCUUGCCGCGGAAAGAGGAAUUGGAGUCCCUUGUCCAUGGGGGUGUGCCAAAGUCUCUCAGGGGGGAGGUAUGGCAAGCUUUUGUAGGUGCGCAAGCACGAAGGGUAGAGAGUUAUUAUCAUAAAUUGCUUUCGAGCGAAACAGAUUCAGACAAUUCUACUACAUGUGCACCUGAAAUAUGGAAGAAGCAGAUUGAGAAGGAUUUGCCUAGGACAUUUCCUGGUCACCCUGCACUAGAUGAGGAGGGAAGAAAUUCUUUGCGUCGUAUACUUACUGCAUAUGCUCUUCAUAAUCCUUGUGUUGGAUAUUGCCAGGCCAUGAAUUUUUUUGCUGGCUUAUUAUUGCUUUUGAUGCCUGAGGAGAAUGCUUUUUGGACUUUAGUAGGCAUCAUUGAUGACUACUUCAAUGGAUGUUAUACACAAGAGAUGAUUGAGUCUCAGGUGGACCAACUAGUUGUUGAAGAGUUGAUGCGAGAAAGAUUUCCUAAGCUAGUCAACCACCUUGAUUAUUUGGGGGUGGAGGUUGCAUGGAUAUCAGGGCCUUGGUUUCUUUCUAUUUUCGUAAAUAUGCUUCCUUGGGAAAGCGUUCUACGAAUUUGGGAUGUACUUCUGUUUGAAGGGAACCGUGUUAUGCUUUUUCGUACCGCACUUGCCUUGAUGGAGCUUUAUGGUCCUGCCUUACUUACAACUAAAGAUGCUGGGGAUGCUGUUACCUUAUUGCAAUCACUGACUGGUUCAACUUUUGAUAGUAGCCAGCUUGUUUUGACUGCUUGCAUGGGUUUUCAUUCUGUCACUGAAAGCAGACUAGAUGAGCUAAGAAAAAAGCACCGACAUUCUGUGCUAGAAAUUAUUGAGGAAAGAACAAACGGAAGUCCGAUUUCAAAGAAUUCCAAAAGUCUUGCAUCAAAGUUGUAUAGUUUUAAGCAUGAUGCUCAAUCACUCAUAAAGGAGCCUAAUACAAAUCAAGGUUUUAAUGAAAAGAUUGAUUCACUUGGAUCUAAAGUUAACUCUUCACCUGAUAAUUUUGAUGAAUUUAUGUGUGGCCUAAGUAUUGAUUCAAAAAUUGAUGCUCUCCCAGAUCUUCAAGAACAGGUAGUAUGGUUAAAAGUUGAGUUAUGCCGGUUAAUGGAGGAGAAAAGAUUAGCAACUCUCAGAACAGAAGAGUUAGAGACCGCGUUCCUUGAGAUGGUAAAACAAGAUAAUCGUCGAGAAUUAAGUGCGAGGGUUGAGCAAUUAGAACAAGAGGUCGCACUACUUCAGCAAGCACUUAGUGACAAGCAGGAACAAGAACGUGUAAUGCUUGAGGUUCUUAUGCGCAUUGAGCAAGAGCAAAAAAUUACCGAGGAUGCUCGAAUUGCUGCUGGGCUAGAAGUUGCUGCUCAAAAAUCUGUAGUUUGUGUACUUCAGGAAAAAUAUGAGAAGGCAAUGACAUCCGUAGCUGAAAUGGAGAAAAGGGUGUUAAUGGCAGAAUCGAUGUUAGAGGCGACACUUCAGUAUGAAUCUGGUCAAGCAAAAGCUCAAAGUUCACCAAGGUCCACACGUCCUCCUGAUUCACCACACACAGGAAAAAAGAUAGGUAUACUAUCAUUUGGACUUGGUCGGCGUGAUAAGAACAAGGAAAGAUCAUGUAAUGAGGUGACUCCGAUGGAAAGCAAACUAAUAGGGAAGAAAAAUAAAGAAGAUAAGCGACAAAUAUAUGGUGAGGAGUCUUAAGAGACGAAACUAACCAAUAAUGUUAUAGAAAAUAGAACUUGACAAAAUGAAGCAUACGAUCAUCAAUGACUCAUCAUAAACAUAUUGAUCGAUGUCUUAAUCUUGUACACGUGCUCAUACUUUUGAAUUCGCGAACAACGAGAUUCAUGGACCAUACUUUGAAUAUAUGAUGUGUGUAAAAAAAGAAAUCUAAUUGCCAUCAGAAGUCCCUAAUUUGUCAACA
Molecule: messenger RNA, 2668 nt
Organism: Beta vulgaris subsp. vulgaris (sugar beet)
Lineage: Eukaryota; Viridiplantae; Streptophyta; Magnoliopsida; Caryophyllales; Amaranthaceae
Exons: 19
Coding region: 1-2445 (814 amino acids)
Source: RefSeq, a predicted model, not a curated record